Molecule: messenger RNA, 2575 nt
Organism: Abrus precatorius (Indian licorice)
Lineage: Eukaryota; Viridiplantae; Streptophyta; Magnoliopsida; Fabales; Fabaceae
Product: protein IMPAIRED IN BABA-INDUCED STERILITY 1
Exons: 9
Coding region: 173-2206 (677 amino acids)
Biological process (GO): positive regulation of transcription elongation by RNA polymerase II; protein phosphorylation
Cellular component (GO): cyclin-dependent protein kinase holoenzyme complex; nucleus
Molecular function (GO): ATP binding; cyclin-dependent protein serine/threonine kinase activity; RNA polymerase II CTD heptapeptide repeat kinase activity
Source: RefSeq, a predicted model, not a curated record
GCAAUUGUCGCAGCGGCGAAAGAAACACAAUGCGACGACAUGCCGUUUCUGCGUUUCGCUAAGUGAAUUGCUUCGCUUUUUCGCUUUCUUUCUUUCUUUUUUCCACUAGUAUAAAACGCGGAGCUCAGACUCUGUUGUGACUUGAAUUGGGUCGUGGAUCCGACCCGGAUCCAUGGGGUGCGUGAGUUCGAAGCAAGCGGUGUCGGUGACGCCAGCGAUUGACCACUCGGGCGCGUUUCGGAGCAAUGCGGGCGCAAGUGAGUCUGAUAGGAAGGAUAAGAAGAAUAAGAAGAGGAGUGAGUCGGGUGGAGCAAGCCAGAGGGAGGUAGGUGAGUCGGGGAGAACGAGUUCGAAUUGUGACUCCUUGAGCUUCAGGUUGGGGAACCUUCACAAGUACGUGCAAGGAGAACACGUGGCAGCCGGAUGGCCGGCAUGGCUCAGCGCCGUCGCCGGCGAAGCCAUUCACGGCUGGGUUCCUCUGCGCGCCGAUGCCUUUGAAAAACUGGAGAAGAUAGGGCAGGGGACGUAUAGCAGUGUGUUUCGGGCGAGGGAGCUUGAGACCGGGAAGAUAGUGGCAUUGAAGAAGGUGCGGUUCGAUAAUUUCGAACCGGAGAGCGUGCGGUUCAUGGCGCGUGAGAUCAUGAUUCUGAGACGGCUUGAUCAUCCCAAUAUCAUAAAGCUUGAGGGCUUGAUUACUUCGAGAUUGUCGUGUAGCAUAUACCUCGUGUUUGAGUACAUGGAGCAUGAUAUUACAGGGCUCUUAUCUUCCCCUGAUAUCAAGUUUAGUGAAGCACAGAUUAAGUGCUACAUGAAGCAGUUGUUGUCUGGGCUUGAGCAUUGUCACUUGAGGGGAGUGAUGCAUAGGGACAUUAAAGGGUCGAAUCUUUUGGUGAAUAAUGAAGGGGUUUUGAAGGUGGCGGAUUUUGGAUUGGCCAAUUUUGUGAGUUCUGGGCACAGGCAACCCCUUACUAGUCGAGUUGUCACCUUGUGGUACCGGCCGCCGGAGCUUUUGCUCGGUUCGACGGAUUAUGGACCGGCUGUGGAUCUCUGGAGUGUUGGCUGCGUGUUUGCGGAGCUGCUUGUUGGGAAGCCUGUACUUCAGGGGAGAACGGAGGUUGAACAAUUGCACAAAAUUUUCAAGCUUUGUGGCUCCCCACCUGAUGAAUACUGGAAAAAGACUAGACUUCCUCAUGCAACUUUGUUUAAGCCACAGCAACCAUACGAUAGUUGCCUUAGACAGUCCUUUAAAGAAUUGCCUGCGACAAGUGUAAAUCUGCUACAGGCUCUUCUUUCUGUUGAACCAUUCAAACGUGGGACUGCCACAUCUGCUCUCUCAUCAGAGUAUUUCAAAACCAAACCUUAUGCAUGUGAUCCAUCAAGCUUGCCGAAAUACCCACCUAGCAAGGAAAUCGAUGCAAAACACAAGGAGGAGUCAAGGAAAAAGAUCAGUGGACGAGUUCGUGGAACUGAAACCAGAAAACCGUCAAGAAAGCCACUAGGAUUCAGUAAACUUGCCCCGGCAGAGGAUUUGGCACAAACUCAGACUUCCCAAAAGGUCAAUGGUAGAUCUUUCCGCAUCCUUGAAGAAGAGAAGACUAACAUAGGUGACAAGGCACAAAAGCCAUCCGGUGUUAAACCUGAAGAUGCUUCUCAUGUUAAGAAUGCAUCUCAAGGAGAUAUUCCCUUUUCCGGACCAUUACAAGUUUCAACAUCAAGUGGCUUUGCUUGGGCAAAAGGCCGUAAAGAUGACAUUUCAUUUCGAUCCCAUUGUCGUACUAUAUCAAGAGGGCAUAUUUUCAAUCCAUUAGAACAUUCUACAUUAAAUUCAAGAAAUAAUUUGGACACCACAAACCAGGAAAAUAAGGAGUUUUUUGGAGGGCGCACCUAUACCCGGGCCAAUGACCUAAAUGAAAUUUCUAAGCUUUCAAUGCAGAACCAGUGGAGUAAGUUUGAUCGGCCAGACUCAUUUGAUGCUUCUGAUGAGUACCACUCGCAAGAAUUGUCUAUGGCCCUUUAUCAAAGAGAAGAUUCAGCAUCCAAGAGAAGUAACAUGUGUUUCCAAGAUCAAGGAGAGAAGGUUGAAUUUUCUGGACCCCUACUAUCACAAAUGCACACAGUUGACGAGCUUUUAGAAAGGCACGAGCGUCACAUCCGGCGAACUGUCCGUAGAUCAUGGUUUCAAAGAGGUAAGAAGCACGGGAAGUAAAUCAAGUAAUUGCCAAGGAAUAUUCACAAUGUAGGGCAUAGACCAUGAGCAUCGUAUCAAAAUGAUACACGAAAUUCUGCUGAGAAGGCCAUCUCCAUUGUCCAAGCGCAAUGCUAAGAGCAGCAAAUUAACAUCAGACAUACAAUGACACAGUCUAGCAACAUGAUCUGUUACCUAGAAGAUGGGAAACUCCACAAUUUGAGGAAUGUAGCACUUUCAGCUUUCAAUUUACAGAAGACGGCCACUGCAAGGAAAAGAAUUAAGGUUUCUGAAUUCCCUGUUUUGGUCAAUUAUAGAAAAGAAUUUGUUUCUGUAUGAUCUAAAUUUCUCCCUCUUGCUAUCGUAAUUGUUAUCUACAUGCAAGUCUCG